AUGGCAAUGGCUAUAAGUGCCGGUGAAUUAAUCGCUGAUCAAAACGUCAAGAUAUGGAAAAUUAAGAAACUUAUUAAAAGUCUAGAGUCGGCCCGAGGUAACGGAACUUCAAUGAUAUCACUGAUAAUACCGACUAAUGGUCAGAUAUCUCGGGUGUCGAGGAUGUUAGUGGACGAGUCGGGAACGGCCGCCAACAUCAAGAGUCGCGUGAAUCGGCUGUCCGUCCAGUCGGCGAUCAUUUCGGUUCAGCACCGGCUGAAGCUAUACAGUCGAGUGCCGGCCAAUGGACUCGUUAUAUACUGCGGAACAGUCAUCACCGAUGAGGGGAAGGAGAAGAAAGUGAACAUCGAUUUCGAGCCCUUUAAGCCCAUCAAUCGAUCCCUUUAUCUCUGCGACAAUCGCUUCCACACCGAAAAACUAUCGGAACUUUUGGUCGAAGAAAACAGAUUUGGAUUUAUUGUUGUCGACGGAAACGGAGCUCUUUUCGGCAUUUUGGAGGGCAAUAGCCGUCAAGUGAUCCGCAAGUUUGCCGUCGAUUUGCCCAAAAAACACGGACAGGACGCGGCGGUCAGUCGGCGCUGCGCUUCGCACGUCUUCGGCUCGAGAAGAGACACAAUUACGUCCGCAAAGUGGCGGAAGAGGCGACACAACUGUUUAUCACUGAAAAUAAGCCCAAUGUCUCAUGACUCGUAUUGGCUGGAAGUGCGGACUUUAAGACCGAACUCAACCAAUCGGAGCUCUUUGAUAAGACUUCGGGCAAAAGUGGUAAAACUAGUGGACGUGUCGUACGGAGGAGAGAGUGGUUUCAAUGAAGCCAUCAAUUUAUGCGGUGAAGUGUUGUCUGGCGUUAAGUUCAUCGAAGAGAAGAAACUAAUGGAUCGAUAUUUCAAUGAGAUAUCUCAAGACACCGGCAAAUACUGCUUCGGUGUUGAGAACACAUUCACAGCGCUGGAGAUGAGCGCCGUUGAGGUACUCAUCGUUUGGGAAAACCUCGAUAUUAUUAGACAUGAGCUCAAGAAUCCCAACACCGAUGAGCGGAGGGUUCUUCACGUGACUCCCCGUCAGGAAAAGGAUCGCAAAUUAUUCGCAGAUAACGAGACGGGCGUUGAGUGGGAACAAUUGGAAUCGAUGUCUUUACUCGAAUGGUUGGCAAACAAUUACACAAAGUUUGGCGCAAUUUUGGAGAUUGUAAGCGACAGUUCUCAAGAGGGCUCACAGUUUGUCAAAGGCUUUGGUGGUAUCGGAGCUAUUCUUAGAUAUGAAGCUAGUAUCGGGUACAUAGUGUUCACUGGCGAUGGCAUUGGUUUGCAUAAUGUAUUGCCAAAUGAUAGCGACUCGAGUGGUCAACGCCUUAUUACAAUCAGAUAUAAGGAUCUCCAAUAUCCGAGCGAACAGUUUAUAAUCAUUGAAUUGAAUGAAACCAUUAAUAAGACAUUUAGCCGACAAUUGUAUGAGAACUGCUGUGAAGAUAACGAUUCGUUUGAUUUCCGUGAGAUUGACGUAACGACUGGACAACUGUUGCAAAUGCGGGCUAAGAAUACGAGCGAUCCUUUUAAGGGAACUAUUGAUGAAUUUCUGUAUUCAUUCACUUAAAUAUUUAUUCAUAUUUUUCACCAUUCAUUUUGUAUUCAAC
Molecule: messenger RNA, 1633 nt
Organism: Medioppia subpectinata
Lineage: Eukaryota; Metazoa; Arthropoda; Arachnida; Sarcoptiformes; Oppiidae
Source: the annotation of a GenBank genome assembly